Messenger RNA from Coregonus sp. 'balchen', 13155 nucleotides. Lineage: Eukaryota; Metazoa; Chordata; Actinopteri; Salmoniformes; Salmonidae. The record is from the annotation of a GenBank genome assembly.
AUGGAUGCUAAGCAUCACUGGCUCCACAGACCCUGUCUGCUGAUGCUCAAAGAUGGGGAUGUCACAAAGCCAGGACAGCUGGGCUGUGGACACAUCGGAUCAGAGUCCCCUGCAAAACCCAAAGUCCAUUCAGAGGGGGUCCUGAGCCCAGGGGUGGCAAAAGAGGGUCCUGUUUCCCAACUGGAGUCCCCUGCUCAGAGACUGAUGAGACAGCUAGAGGAGGGAAACUGCACUGUGACCACUCUCUCAACAUGGGGAGAGAGGCAUUUUGGGGAGGCUUCCACCCCCCUAAUGCUCAGCCCCUCCAAAGCGGCUGGGCCGGAAGUGGAGGUGGAGGUAGAAGAGGUGGUGAAGAGCAGGCCCCAGCCAUCCUCCUCCAAGGAGGACUCUGUGGUUGAGGAAAAGGAGCUGGAGGAGAGUGGACUUGAGCUGCAGGACUCCCCCAGUGGCUCAGAUGCCCUAGGUCCUGACAUGGACGACACGUCUGGUCCCCCUGUAGAGGAGCCCUAUGGAGGCGGCCAUGAUGCCCAGAUCCAAGGGCCUAGACUGGGGCUUCAGAGCCAGACCAAAGCCAAUGGACUAGCUAAUGAUGAGACCAACGCCAACAUAGUUCAAGCAGAUAGUGAAGAGGGAGCUGUGGGGGACUGCACACCUUCCCCAAUGUCUCCAUUAGUGGAUCCAGACAAUGAGCUACAGGCCGGCCCCGCAGGCAUUCUUUCCAGGGAGCGAGGCACUAUCCUGGGGGAGGUGGCCCCCGUGUGGGUCCCUGACGCCCAGGCGCUGGUCUGUAUGAUGUGUGAAGUCAGAUUCACCUUCACCAAGAGAAGGCACCACUGUCGCGCCUGUGGCAAGGUGAGGGUCUUGCACCACUAUUUUAUUUUUGUGUGUGUGUAGGUUGUAUUUAAGGUGCGUCUCUGGUAUGUUGUCCCUGAGAAAUUAGGCUGACCAUUAGUGAUUGUGUGUCUGUGCUACAGGUAUUCUGUUCAUUGUGCUCUGGUCUGAAGUUCCGACUAACACACCUGGAUGGGAAGGAGGGGCGUGUCUGUGUCUCCUGUCACUCAACUCUAGUGAAAAGUGAGUAUCACAUGACAACACUGUUACCAUGACACUACAGGGUAAAUCCAUUUAAAUUCAAUCACUUUUUGACAGCACCCCUUGUGAUUUAAACGAAACCUUCCAUACAUAUUUGCCCAUUGUAGAAGUGGCAAUAAAGUUAUUUUUUGGAGCCAAAUGCCAAAACAUGAUAUUGAUAUAAUUUCAAACCUUAAAAACAGGGUUGUCAAACUAUUUAUAUUUUCUGUGACAAAAAAAAAUACACAAAUACUAAUAUUUAUGUAGUCCCGUGUAGCUCAGUUGGUAGAGCAUGGCAUUUGCAACGCCAGGGUUGUGGGUUCGUUUCCCACGGGGGACCAGUAUGAAAAAAACAAAAAAAAAAAACAUGUAUGCACUCACUAACUGUAAGUCGCUCUGGAUAAGAGCGUCUGCUAAAUGACUGAAAUGUAAAAUGUAAUGUCCCUUUUUAACCUUUAACGUAAAUUACCUCAAAAAUACUAAACUCUGAUUUUUUUCACAUUCGCAUAUGUGGUAGCUUAUACCCUAUUUUACAUCGUCUAAGGUUUUUGUGUUGUUCCUGCUAUCGGUUGAGACACAACAUGCUCUUUUUCAUAUUCGCAAAUGUUGUAGCUUAUACGCUAUUUUACAUCGCCUAAGGUUUUUGUGUUGUUCCCGCUAUCAGUUGAGACACAACAUGCUCUUGAAUACAGGGUAGGUGUCAUGUUUUGGCUGAUGAAUGCACUAAAAUGGGAAUAAAAUAGAGAUUUCUACUUUCAAAUGGUACCACAAACAUGGUUGGAGAUCCAAACAUCAGAGAAUGUUGACUUGAAUGGGAAAAUCUGUUGUUUGAAAUUACCUAUUGAAAUCAUAGAAAUAUAGAUAAGAGAAUAUACAUGACAAUUUAAGUUGAUAUUCGACAGUGGGUGGACCGGCUGUAAUCUUUGUAGUAGUAAUUAGAAGUUACAAUUUCAAUUCAAUUUCAAUGGUGUACCAGCUAAAUUACAGUCUUCUGAAGGGAUAGGUCCAUUCUAUGAAUUUUAUUUCUAUGAUUGAAAUGACACCCACCCUGGAUUCAAGAGCAUGUUGUGUGUCAACCGAUGGUGGGCACAACACAAAAACCUAAAAUGAUGUGAAAUAGGGUCUAAACUACAACAUAUGCAAAUAUGAGUUUACAAAUUUUUUGAUAAUUGACGUUAAAGGUUUAAAAAAGACAAUUUUUCAAAAGAAAGAAUCAAAUUGUUUGACAACACUGUUUGUAAGCUUUUAAAUUGAUCAAACUCAACCGUUAAUCUUUUCCAGUGAUGAAGACAUGGAUGUCUCAUGGUAUGGUGGGGUAUGCAAAACGGUUCAACUUUUAGCACCUUUAUCUCCUGAAUGUUUUGGCAUUUAGGUCCAAAAAGUAACUUUCUGACCACUUCUUCCAUGGGCAAACAUGUAUGGAAAGUUUUGUUUAAAUCAAAAGGGACGCUGUCAAAAAGUGAUUGAGGCAAUAAGUGUGUUAUAAAGUUAAUUGGUGCAAUAUGGAGAAAAAUGUUCCUGUCAAUAUUAUUGACUUUCUCUCAUGUAUGUUUUUCUUUAGCAACCCCUCCCAGGGGGAGGAGGAAGGUGUGGUUUGCUGAUGAGAUCCUAUCCAAUGAGAAAUCAGACUCUGCCCCUUGUACACCAAUCAGAGGCCCCACCUUCUCGCCACUAUUAUUGAGGAGAAGUAUAGCUGCUACAAUCAGAAGCGCCACUGGCUCACCACAGACCAGCAGGAGGGCCCCAAUAGCACAGGAGAUGCCCCUGCUCAAUGUAUGUAACAACACCUUAUCAGACCAGACUGAAUUGAUACAAUUAAAAUUAAAUAAAAGAUCUAAGGAUGUGGUCACAUGCACAUGCAUCAGUCUUUCUGUUGGUAUCUUUGAUAUCCAUAACCCCACAGUAUUCCAUAAGCUCUCUCUUUAUGACUCUCUUUCUGCCUCUCUAUCUCCUUCCUCCCUCCUCCUCCUCCUCCUCCUCCUCCCUCCUCCACCUAGGGGCAGCAGGUAGCCGAGAGGCUAGAGGUUAGAGAAGCAGGUCAGCAACUGGAAGGUUGCUGGUUCGAAUCCCAUAACUGACAGGAAAAUCUGUCUGGAACUGUCCUAGAUGCCAUCACCUGCCGUUGGGCCCUUGAGCAAGGCACUUAACCCCUAAACUGCUCACCGGGCGCUGUGUGUGUGUGUGUGUGUCAGAAUGGUUGGGUAAAACUAGUGGACCAAUUUCUGUCUUGUAUGGAUUAAUAAAGUAUUCUCCUUCUUCUCCCUUCUCUGUAUAGCCUCUGCAGGAGGCUUGUGGGCCCUGUGGCUGGGGUACAGCAGCCUUGGUCAGCAGCCACAUCAGCAGCUCUGCUAACCUCAUCCCACUGGAGGGCCUCCCUCCCAUCCUCACCUCCACUGGAGUCAAAGGAGGUACGACCAGGCUAUCAACACUGGAGAUGCUAACGGCUAGCUCAAUGUUCUGGGAUUGUCAUAGUUAGCUACUGGAGAUUACUCAAAUCAAAUCAACUGCAGGGCCAAAUACUGCAGGGCCAUGUUUGGGAAACCCUGGCUUACUGUACUGGGAUUGUCAUACGGUUAGGUAGUUAGCUACUGGAGAUGCUAAAGGCUAGCUCACUGUACGGAUUGUCAUAGGGUUAUCUACUGGAGAUGCUAAAUGCUAGCUCACUGGUCAUAGGCUUGUCAUGUGGUCCUCUGUAGCAUGGCGCUUGUAACGCCAGGGUAGUGGGUUCGAUCCCCGGGAUCACCCAUACGUAAAAAUUUAUGCGCACAUGACUGUAAGUCGCUUUGGAUAAAAGCGUCUGCUAAAUGGUAUAUUAUUAUUUAUAGGCUUAGCUACUGAAUGAUCGGAGGGUUAGCGUUAAAGGUGUUACUCUGAUUCAUUAUCAGGCUUAUUGUCUUAAUGUUGGGCAAUUUAAUUGGAUGCAAACAGGCCACCUUACAAAUCUUAUUUAGUCAUAUUUAGACACAGAAGUUAAACUAUGGUUGACUGUUUUUAAAGGAGGUAUUAGCGGCUACUGCUAGCUCCCUGGGCUCAGGGUAAAAUGGAAGCUAAUGUCUAAUAGCUUCUAGGGAUGUCUAGCUCACAGUUUCCUCUGUUUUGCCCAGACUACACAGUCGAGGAGAGGCCCUCUGAGAUGGUUCUCAUCCAGGAGCUGGAGAGCGGCAGGCCCAACUCCCUGGUCUUUGUCCUCAACGCCAACCUACUGGCAAUGGUCAAGCUGGUCAACUGUAUGUGACCUUUCCUCUCAACCUUCAACCUUUUUCAGUCAUUGACAGUGUGUAUACACAAGCACACACUGUUUACAUGUAUUCUUAGCUCACCAUUGACUCAAGUCACAUGCAUAUUUUAUAAGAGUGUCAGACCGUGUCACCAACAGUGACCUCACAUUGAAACGCUGCCUCUCAUUGGCUCUCCCCAGAUGUAAACAGGAAGUGCUGGUGUGUGACGUCCAAGGGCAUGCAUGCGGUAGGCCAGGUGGAGGUGGUGGUGCUGCUACAGUGUCUGCCUGAGGAGAAGAGCUUCCCCAAGGACAUCUUCAGCCACUUCAUACAGCUCUACAGGGAUGCCCUCACAGGUGAGACUGGUGUUGACGUGGUCUGGCAACUUAGCCACCAUUGAUCAGCACUGGAUAAAGCUCUGAAGCAGGUCUUGAAAAGGCUUCCAAGUCUGUUUAAUGGUGUACUGGUCCCUCUCUAUAUAUCUCUCAUUAUCUCCCUCCCUCCGUCUCACUCUCCUUUUCCCUCCCUCCCUCUCUCUCUCUCUCUCUCUCUCUCUCUCUCUCUCUCUCUCUCUCUCUCUCUCUCUCUCUCUCUCUCUCUCUCUCUCUCUCUCUUUCCAUCUUUCUCUCCAUCUAUCUCUCCCCCCCCCACCCCCCUUUCUCCACAGGCAAGGUGCUAAGCCAGCUGGGUCUCUCCCAGUUCUCCAGUAGUUUCCUGGGCAGUGAGGAGCAUGCAGGGUUCCUCUGGGUGCGCUCCACUCUCCAGUCCCUGCAGGGCCUGCCUAUGCCCAACCAGCCCUUCCUCUUUGGCCUGCUGGUCCACCGGGCUGAGGUACCCUGGGCCAAGGCCUUCCCCCUGCGCCUCAUGCUCAGACUGGGGGCAGAGUACAGAUGUGAGUCAGGGCUCUGGAGGCGGAAGAGAGAUGUAGCUGGGUAGAGAGAGAGAGAGUGUGUGCAUGUGUGCGUGCGAGCAAUAUCCACAGGAACGCAGCAUAGCUGUCGAUUUGUGGUAUCUAUUACAUUUAUUGCAUUGGAGACGCAGUGUGCAGCUUUUCUGUUCUUUCUAUGCGUUUCACUGGUGCAUCCACUCAGUGUCAUCCCCAUUAAGGCAUUCCUCUCCCUUCCUUUACAGUUUACCCCUGUCCUCUGUACAGUGUGCGCUUCAGAAAGGCUCUGUUUGGGGAAACUGGCCACACCAUCAUGAGGCUGCUAGUAGUAAGUACCUUGCCUCUCAUUACAAUAACAAUAAUCAACACCAAGGUUGUAUUCAUUAGGGCACACGGUACCAAAACGUUUUACAACGGAAAAUGAAAGUUCAGAUAGUCCCUGCCUGUUUCAGUCAGUUGUUUCCAUUUGGGUCCUAAUGAAUCACACAUUUUACCCUCUGCUUCCCAGGACUUCAGGAAUUACCGGUACACUCUGCCAGUGGUGCCUGGACUCACUGUAGAUCUGGAGGCUCAGAGGACCUGCAUUAAAAUCCCCACCAACGGCUAUGAUGAGGUACAGCUAAACCAUGAAACAACACUUGGUUAACUGUAAUCAAUAAGCCGUUAUAAAUGCUUAUAAAUACUUUAUACAUUAUAAAAACUCCUUUAUAAAUAACUCUUUCAUCAAUAGAUCAAGGGUUGACAUCAAUACAUUCUCCCUCUCUUUCACCUUCUCUCUCUCUCUCUCUCUCUCUCAGCUGAUGAGGGCUUUGAAUAAGUCCAAUGAGCAUGUGCUGGCCAUGGGGGCAUGCUUCAACGUGGCAGCAGACUCCCACCUUAUCUGUGUUCAGGGGGAGGAUGGCCAGUACCAGACCCAGGCCAUCAGCAUCCACAAUCAGCCUCGCAAAGGUGGGAAGCCCCUGGAAUCAACAGAGGGUGAUGGGGACUAUGGGAGACUGCAGACUGCACUGCCUGUCCUGUAAUGAAAGAUAAAUAACAGUAGCGGGGGGAUGCUACACAGAGGCAAGCAGCACAUCACCUACCAUCAGAGAGAGGGAGAGGGAGGGAGAUUACAGUACAGAGAGGUAAUAUUUACUGCCACGUAACACAACCAGUGUAUCUGGCCUUUGACAGCCUAGGAAAAAUCUUAUGUAUGAUUUGCCAUGUUUUUAUAUGUGCUCACUGCAAGAACUGUGCCUUAGCUGUCACUUUUUCACCACUGGAGGGCAAUGUCGUGUCAUGUGAGAGGGUGAACCAUCCUGAGAAAGUUACCGGUGGAGAAAGCUUACUUCUGUGAUUAUAUUUGGUUAGUCCAACUGUAAUAUUUAGAUGUUUAUAUCUACAAGUCAAGUGGUAAUAUAUGGUGUUGUGUUUUGUUUCAGUCACCGGUUCCUGCUUCUUUGUGUUCAGUGGAGCUCUGAAAGCAGCAUCAGGAUAUCUUGCCAAAUCCAGCAUCGUGGAAGGUAGCAUCAUACUUGUGUAUCUUCACUUAGAACUGGAAAGUUACCUUACUAAUCAUAUUUAAUUAAAAUACAGAAAUAGUCAUAUUAUGAUUACUUGACUACUAACUUUCAUCCUAAAUAAGAUUUCCUUAUUUAGAGUCUGUCAAUGUUUGUCUGUAUGUGUGUGUCCAUGUGCACUCAAAGUUGUGUGUGUGGCUGUAUGUAUGUGCAUGUGAGUGUGUGUGUCCUUGUUGGUGUCUGUGUGUGUCCUUGUUGGUGUCUGUGUGUGUGUGUGUGUGUGUGUGUGUGUGUGUUUUUUUUGCUUUUGCUGUCCCUCUCUCCAGAUGGGCUGAUGGUGCAGAUCACUGUGGAGACCAUGGUGGAGCUUCGCCGGUCGCUACGGGAGAUGAAAGACUACACCAUCACCUGUGGGGGGAUUGACCAGUCAGACAGCCAGGAGCAUGUCCAUGUCCAAUGGCUGGAUAAGGAAUGCACUUUGAACAAGGGGUGAGUGUUAGGUCAUUCAACUUCUGAUCAGUGUCCCAUGAAUAGUUCUUUAGCCUAUCAUUAUCCUACAUUUAUGCCACAGCGUUGUUGAAUACAUGUUUCUGAUUGGCUAGAAGGGCAUUCUAGAAUGGACAUUAAAACCUGACAGUGGGAAAAGAUAUAGGGACAGUUGGAAAAGAUAUCGGGACACCUUGCAAUCAUGAAGCAAUAUGCACCUACACAUGCAGACCGUACUUGCUACAAAGUUACAGAAAGCUAAACCAACAACUACACAAACUGAACUUGGAUACAUUGUAAACACAGGUCCAACGAGGAAAAAACGUAGCUAGCUAGCAUUGAUUUGUUUUUGCAGAGACAUAUUUUUUUUGAACAUCUGAUGACCUAACAUGGUGAGUGGUGAACAUGAAUUUCUCCGGUCCCUUUCGCCGCUGUGCUGUCAAAUCUUCCCACAUGUUUCUUGUUUGACCAGCUGUUUUCAGCAACUGAUAUUUUUUAAUUUGGUUGUCAUAUUGGCAGGUUUGCUAUCAACUAACUACUUAGCUAGCUUCUAGCCUAGUGUUUAAUAAGCAAUGCGAUCUCCUCGUAAUUAACAGUCAUUAUACAACGGGUGGGUCUAAUCCUGAAUGCUGAUUGGUUAAAACCGCAUUCCAGCAGGUGUCUAUUCCACAAGUUACCACCGGCUAAAUCUAUGACGUUAAAAUGCCUAUUUACUCUGCGCAAUCCACUGUUUUAUCAGCCUAGCCAAGUUAUUUAUGAACUUGAUCUCCACUAUAAAAAGCAUCUAGACAUUAUCUCACAUUUCUUUUAGACUAACAUUUCGUUUUCAACAGUGGACAUUUGUAUAAACCUUGCUCUCUGUCUCUCCGACAUUUGCAACAUUGUUUCAAAAUUCAAAUUCGAUCUCCAGCUGUCCCAUAGAACGUGUCGGGAGUCGGGACGAGACAGACAGACAGGCAGCGUUUCUCAGCCAGUUGAAAUCAUGAAUCAGCUUGCAUAAUUUUUAUGGCUAUACAGUGGGGAGAACAAGUAUUUGAUACACUGCCAAUUUUGCAGGUUUUCCUACUUACAAAGCAUGUAGAGGUCUGUAAUUUUUAUCAUAGGUACACUUCAACUGUGAGAGACGGAAUCUAAAACAAAAAUCCAGAAAAUCACAUUGUAUGAUUUUUAAGUAAUUAAUUUGCAUUUUAUUGCAUGACAUAAGUAUUUGAUCACCUACCAACCAUUAAGAAUUCCGGCUCUCACAGACCUGUUAGUUUUUCUUUAAGAAGCCCUCCUGUUCUCCACUCAUUACCUGUAUUAACUGCACCUGUUUGAACUCGUUACCUGUAUAAAAGACACCUGUCCACACACUCAAUCAAACAGACUCCAACCUCUCCACAAUGGCCAAGACCAGAGAGCUGUGUAAGGACAUCAGGGAUAAAAUUGUAGACCUGCACAAGGCUGGGUUGGGCUACAGGACAAUAGGCAAGCAGCUUGUUGAGAAGGCAACAACUGUUGGCGCAAUUAUUAGAAAAUGGAAGAAGUUCAAGAUGACGGUCAAUCACCCUCGGUCUGGGGCUCCAUGCAAGAUCUCACCUCGUGGGGCAUCAAUGAUCAUGAGGAAGGUGAGGGAUCAGCCCAGAACUACACGGCAGGACCUGGUCAAUGACCUGAAGAGAGCUGGGACCACAGUCUCAAAGAAAACCAUUAGUAACACACUACGCCGUCAUGGAUUAAAAUCCUGCAGCGCAUGCAAGGUCCCCCUGCUCAAGCCAGCGCAUGUCCAGGCCCGUCUGAAGUUUGCCAAUGGCCAUCUGGAUGAUCUAGAGGAGGAAUGGGAGAAGGUCAUGCGGUCUGAUGAGACAAAAAUAGAGCUUUUUGGUCUAAACUCCACUGGCCGUGUUUGGAGGAAGAAGAAGGAUGAGUACAACCCCAAGAACACCAUCCCAACCGUGAAGCAUGGAGGUGGAAACAUCAUUCUUUGGGGAUGCUUUUCUGCAAAGGGGACAGGACGACUGCACUGUAUUGAGGGGAGGAUGGAUGGGGCCAUGUAUCGCGAGAUCUUGGCCAACAACCUCCUUCCCUCAGUAAGAGCAUUGAAGAUAGGUCGUGGCUGGGUCUUCCAGCAUGACAACGACCCGAAACACACAGCCAGGGCAACUAAGGAGUGGCUCCGUAAGAAGCAUCUCAAGGUCCUGGAGUGGCCUAGCCAGUCUCCAGCCCUGAACCCAAUAGAAAAUCUUUGGAAGGAGCUGAAAGUCCGUAUUGCCCAGCGACAGCCCCGAAACCUGAAGGAUCUGGAGAAGGUCUGUAUGGAGGAGUGGGCCAAAAUCCCUGCUGCAGUGUGUGCAAACCUGGUCAAGGUUUCUUUACCAAAUAUUAAGUUCUGCUUUUCUAAUGGAUCAAAUACUUAUGUCAUGCAAUAAAAUGCAAAUUAAUUACUUUAAAAUCAUACAAUGUGAUUUUCUGGAUUUUUGUUUUAGAUUCCGUCUCUCACAGUUGAAGUGUAUCUAUGAUAAAAAUGACAGACCUCUACAUGCUUUGUAAGUAGGAUAACCUGCAAAAUCGGCAGUGUAUCAAAUACUUGUUCUCCCCACUGUAUACAAAGAAAAAGUGUAAAACUAAACUAAGUGCAGCUAGUUUGCGGUCUUUCCAGCUUCAGUUUGAAGUGAUUGUGUUAGCUGUGUUGUUGGCUAGCUCCUCUGAACAACAGUGUCCUGACAAGUGAGCACAUUUUCUAUGCCAGGCGAAAUCGCGCCUCAUUAGCUCAUUGUUAUGGAUGUAUCCAAAUAAAUGUCACUAGAAAACAGCUUAAACAAAUGCAAUUGCAGCUACUUUGCUAUUAUUCUUGCUGCACUUUUUGACGUGACUGUAAGUUAGCCGUAGUUGGCUAGCUAGCAUGCAAGCAUAAGAAAGUUGCCAGCCAGUAUGUCAAUGGAACAUUUAGAACGAUCGACUGGGUCGCGUCCAUAGAUACAGAACAAAAAGACUGAACGACUGGCAACCGAACCGAUAGAAUGAACAACCAGCCAGCUUGGGUAGCAACCCUAGAUUUGUGUCAGGACUAUAUCUUGUGGAAGGAUCAAAUAGUAUAAAUACAGUGGCUUGCGAAAGUAUUCACCCCCCUUGGCAUUUUUCCUAUUUCGUUGCCUUACAACCUGGAAUUAAAAUAGAUUUUUUGGGGGGUUGUAUAAUUUGAUUUACACAAAAUGCCUACCACUUUGAAGAUGCAAAAUAAGACAAAAAAACAGCAAUCUUGAGCGUGCAUAACUAUUCACCCCCCCCCCCCCCCCAAAGUCAAUACUUUGUAGUGCCACCUUUUGCAGCAAUUACAGCUGCAAGUCUCUUGGGGUAUGUCUCUAUAAGCUUGGCACAUCUAGCCACUGGGAUUUUUGCCCAUUCUUCAAGGUAAAACUGCUCCAGCUCCUUCAAGUUGGAUGGGUUCCGCUGGUGUACAGCAACCUUUAAGUCAUACCACAGAUUCUCAAUUGGAUUGAGGUCUGGGCUUUGACUAGGCCAUUCCAAGACAUUUCAGUGUUUCCCCUUAAACCACUCGAGUGUUGCUUUAGCAGUAUGCUUAGGGUCAUUGUUCUGCUGGAAGGAGAACCUCCGUCCCAGUCUCAAAUCUCUGGAAGACUGAAACAGGUUUCCCUCAAGAAUUUCCCUGUAUUUAGCGCCAUCCAUCAUUCCUUCAAUUCUGACCAGUUUCCCAGUCCCUGCCGAUGGAAAAACAUCCCCACAGCAUGAUGCUGCCACCACCAUGCUUCACUGUGGGGAUGGUGUUCUCGGGGUGAUGAGAGGUGUUGGGUUUGCACCAGACAUAGCGUUUUCCUUGAUGGCCAAAACACUCAAUUUUAGUCUCAUCUGACCAGAGUACCUUCUUCCAUAUGUUUGGGAGUCUCCCACAUGGCUUUUGGCGAACACCAAACGUGUUUGCUUCUUUUUUUCUUUAAGCAAUGGCUUUUUUCUGGCCACUCUUCCGUAAAGCCCAGCUCUGUGGAGUGUACGUCUUAAAGUGGUCCUAUGGACAGAAACUCCAAUCUCCGCUGUGGAGCUUUAUUUGCAGCUCCUUCAGGGUUAUCUUUGGUCUCUUUGUUGUCUCUCUGAUUAAUGCCCUCCUUGCCUGGUCCGUGAGUUUUGGUGGUUUUGGUAUUCUUUCAAUUUUUUAAUAAUGGAUUUAAUGGUGCUCCGUGGGAUGUUCAAAGUUUCGGAUAUCUUUCUAUAACCCAACCCUGAUCUGUACUUCUCCACAACUUUGUCACUGACCUGUUUGGAGAGCUCCUUGGUCUUCAUGGUGCCGCUUGCUUGGUGUUGCAGACUCUGGGACCUUUCAGAACAGGUGUAUAUAUACUGAGAUCAUGUGACAGAUCAUGUGACACUUAGAGUGCACACAGGUGGACUUUACUUAACUAAUUAUGUGACUUCUGAAGGUAAUUGGUUGCACCAGAUCUUAUUUAGGGGCUUCAUAGCAAAGGGGGUGAAUACAUAUGCACACACCACUUUUCCGUUAUUUAUUUUUUAGAAUUUUUUGAAGUUAUUUUUUUCAUUUCACUUCACCAAUUUGGACUAUUUUGUGUAUGUCCAUUACAUGAAAUCCAAAUAAAAAUCCAUUUAAAUUACAGGUUGUAAUGCAUCAAAAUAGGAAAAACACCAAGGGGGAUGAAUACUUUUGCAAGGCACUGUAAAUUCAUAAUAAUAAUGUUUAUAAUCAAAAUGUGUCAAUCAUUAUUUGAAUAUGUUGGGAACCCGUUGUAUAAAAUUGAUAAUGCCCUCCAAGCCGGUGUUUGGAGGAUAUAGUGGCACCGUGCCAAUAUAUCCUCCAAACACCAGCUUGGAGGGCAUUAUCAAUUCUCGGGCAUUAUCACUUAAGUGUCAACGAGUGUCCCGACGCUGCGUCUUCAAUUAUUCUGCGUCUUCAAUUAUUUCCAAGGUACUGUAAAGAACGUUGGCGUUCAUCCCUUACUUAACCUCUCUCACUAACCCCAACCCAUUGUCGCUUCAUGCAUUCUUCAAGUCUGCCUCAGACUAUCUGACCCUCUUGUCCAUCGCUGUAGAAUACCCUUUAUCGUUGCUUGCUUACUUUGUAUGGCUGUGUGUGUGCGUGCAUGUAUGUGUGUCUUGCAGUGUUAUCAGCCCCAUUGAUGGGAAGUCCAUGGAGUCCAUCAAUAGUGUGAAGAUGUUCCAGAAGUCAGAAUACAAGGCCAAUGGAAAGGUCAUCCGCUGGACAGAGGUAUGCCUAGUCUCUGGACCCAACAAUAACUAGGGCACAUCCAACUUUGCACCACUAGUCUUCACUCUUGUGUACUCUUACUCAAAGCCAUUUCUCUCUGUACUGUAUUCCCUAAGUACAUGCUUAUGUCUUGUGAGUCUCUUGUGUGUUGCACAGGUGUUUUUUGUGCAGAGAGGGGAUCAUUCUAAGAGCCAGAGUGACCACCAUACAGAACACAGCCGGCUGACAGAGAGACUGGCCCGGGCAUUCUGCUUGGCACUGUGCCCACACCUCAAGCUGCUGAAGGAAGAUGGCAUGGCCAAGCUGGGGCUGCGUAUCACACUGGACUCCCACCAGGUGAGAGUGCCAUUGGGUAGAAUGAACAUACUUGACUUAGAUAAUUUGGACCAUUUAGAUAUUAAGAAAUACAACUUUAUGGAAACAUCUUUGAAAUUGUGCAUCAUCUGACUUUAAUAGUUGUAGUAAUUAUUGAAUGCCUAAGAUGGGAGUUGUUGACCACCUUUUAAUAUGAAGUUAUUAUUCAUGUAAAUAGUAAUGGGAUAUAGGCCUUCAUAAUAUUACCAAAACUAGCAGUGAAAGCUAUAGAUGUGUGGUGGUUAACAUCGAUGUUUCAUGUUCCAGGUGGGGUUUGUGGCCGGCAGUAAUGGCCUGCCACUCCCAGCCCCGUACCUUAACACCCUGGACACCGUGCUGAUCCCCAUCAUCCACAGCAGGGGGCGCAAGAGGAGCGAGGGACCCGUAGUCAUGGAGCUCAUCUUCUAUAUCCUGGAGAACAUAUCCUAG